CCUUGUACUUCCACCAUGCAUACGUACACCACUAGUUAGUCCUUUGGCGCCGAAUUGUAAUCGCGUCUGUAUUGAGCCGCAAAUUUUAAAAACUGUCAAAAUGAUUAUCCCUGUACGGUGCUUCACUUGCGGAAAAGUGAUUGGCAACAAAUGGGAGGCUUACCUGGGACUUCUUCAGGCGGAAUAUACUGAAGGAGAUGCCUUGGACGCUUUGGGCUUGAAGAGGUACUGCUGCCGUAGAAUGCUGCUUGGGCACGUGGAUCUUAUUGAGAAACUACUUAAUUAUGCUCCACUAGAAAAAUAACUCUUCCGAUCUUUACCAAUGGAUUCGUAUGUCGAUAUAUUAUAAAAUAUCAAAUUUAUCUAAGAAAUCCAUGUUUUAGUAUAAAUUUUAAUGUUCUUAAUAUUUUUGUAAUUAAUAUAAUUUAAAGAAAGAAAUGCUUUAUCUUUAUACCAACAAAUCAAUUAUUAUUUCUUUUAAAAAUCUUUCAGUGACGAUAUGAUUAAGUUAUGACAACAAUAUUAAUGUUUUGCAUGAAAUAAAUAAAGGAAAUUAAAUUAA
Molecule: messenger RNA, 562 nt
Organism: Ooceraea biroi (clonal raider ant)
Lineage: Eukaryota; Metazoa; Arthropoda; Insecta; Hymenoptera; Formicidae
Gene: Rpb10
Product: DNA-directed RNA polymerases I, II, and III subunit Rpb10
Biological process (GO): transcription by RNA polymerase I; tRNA transcription by RNA polymerase III; transcription by RNA polymerase II
Cellular component (GO): RNA polymerase III complex; RNA polymerase II, core complex; RNA polymerase I complex
Molecular function (GO): zinc ion binding; DNA binding
Source: RefSeq, a predicted model, not a curated record